Diversispora eburnea is the source of this 267-nucleotide messenger RNA. NCBI's taxonomy places the organism in Eukaryota, Fungi, Glomeromycota, Glomeromycetes, Diversisporales, Diversisporaceae. The record is from the annotation of a GenBank genome assembly.
UUUUAUUUUAAUGAAGCACAUUGGAUUACUGAUAGAACUAUAAGUUGUAUUUUAAACUCAUGCUCUAAUUUACGAUGCUUAGGUAUACUGGCUAGUCGUGAAAAAAUCAAAGAUGCAACUACAUUAGUACAAACUCACCUCAAAUUAGAGUACCUUGAUUUCGUCUAUGUUAUGGCUUUUCGAAACGAUUCUCUUAUUGUAGCUAUUAUUAGAUCUUCCCCAAAUUUAAAACAUUUCAAUAUUUCUGGUAAUGAUAUUGGUGAUGAG